Messenger RNA from Armigeres subalbatus, 682 nucleotides. RefSeq lists its product as uncharacterized. Gene Ontology annotation, cellular component: membrane. NCBI's taxonomy places the organism in Eukaryota, Metazoa, Arthropoda, Insecta, Diptera, Culicidae. The transcript has 3 exons. Gene Ontology annotation, biological process: cell adhesion; tissue regeneration. The record is from RefSeq and is a predicted model, not a curated record. Bases 103 to 582 code for a protein of 159 amino acids.
AAAUUUUACCGCGAUGAGAACUUUUCACACUCUUGCUAGAUUUCUAGUUUCGUUUCGCUUUUUUGUACUGAUAGAUCAAAUAAAACGCUGGUGAUACCAAAAAUGGAUGCAGAUUGGACCAAUAACGAUCCUUAUAGAGCAAUACCACUAACGGAGGUUGGUCAUCCAGAACAGAGCAAGGAAUCAGAACCAGCAAAGCAGCCAACCAAAGUGAAAUAUGAUACCAACAAUAUGUUUGCUCAGAGCAUCUUUGAUCUGACGCUUAUCACAAUUAACAUAUGCCAAAUAUGUUAUAUUCUAAAGGUCGGGCCAGAGCUAGGAAUUUUGUAUUAUAUAAUGUUGGGAUUACUCGGUGUCUCGCUGACACUGUUGUCUAUACACGGUUUCAUGGGUCUUUUCGGACGGCUACGCUGCAGUAAACCCCUUUCUAAUAGUUGCUUCAAUUGUUUAUACAACACAUCACUCUUUAUGGUAGUUCUAGUGUACUUGGUAAACCUUGUAUUCAAUGUUUUAAGCUUGAAAGAGACAGAGGACACAUGCCAAAUUGUUAUCAACAAUUUGAGAAACAGAACUGCUGCAUGAAGAGCGACAGGGAGGUUCGGAGCAAAAUAAUAAAAUAUUUAUAAUUUCAAAUGACUCAUUUCAAUACUUUAAUUACAACGAGAUGCAUACAUACAUAACA